AUGGGCCUGGUCGAGUGGGCGUGCCGGCUAGGGGCAGAGGGCAUGCUCCACAGGGCCCGGGCCGCCCUGCCCCCUCCAAAAGGGCUCCGGGUGCCUCUACAGGGACGCUGCUGCGCCGCCGGGCUCGCCGACAGGGGGGGCAAGAGGGCACCUGCAGAACCGGGGGAGGCAGUUAUCCCAACGCCGCUACCCUGGAGCCUCCCGCGCUGCUCAGCCGUGGUCAACCCCACCGUGUUCUUCGACAUUGCCAUCAACGGCGAGUCCUUGGGUCGCGUCUCCUUCGAGCCGUUUGCAGGCAAAGUUCCAAAGACAGCAGAAAACUUUCACACUCUGAGCACUGGGGAGAAAGGCUUUGGUUAUAAAGGGUCCUGCUUUCACAGAAUCAUUCCGGGAUUUCUGUGUCAGGGUGGUGACUUCACACGCCAUCAUGGCACCGGUGGCAGGUCCACCUAUGGGGAGAAAUUUGAUGAUGAGAAUUUCCUCCUGAAGCAUGCGGGUCCUGGCAUCUUGUCCACGGCAAAUGCUGGCCCCAACACAAACAGUUCCCAGUUUUUCAUCUGCGCUGCCAAGACUGAGUGGUUGGGGGGCAAGCGUGUGGUUUGGGGCAAGGUGAAAGAGGGCGUGAAUAUCGUGGAAGCCAUGGAGCGCUUUGGGUCCAAGAACGGCAAGACCAAUGGCAAGAAGAUCACCAUUGCUGACUGUGGACAAAUCUAA
Messenger RNA from Lagenorhynchus albirostris (white-beaked dolphin), 714 nucleotides. Its product is annotated as peptidyl-prolyl cis-trans isomerase A-like. The record is from RefSeq and is a predicted model, not a curated record. Gene Ontology annotation, molecular function: peptidyl-prolyl cis-trans isomerase activity. The coding region runs from base 1 to 714 and encodes 237 amino acids. The transcript is spliced from 2 exons. Lineage: Eukaryota; Metazoa; Chordata; Mammalia; Artiodactyla; Delphinidae. Gene Ontology annotation, biological process: protein folding; protein peptidyl-prolyl isomerization.